AUGCCGUCUUUCAUGAAGUUUGCUGCUGCGGCUCUUGCCGUGGCUGCCCCUCUCGUUUCAGCUCAGACUUACUCUGACUGCAACCCAAUGGAGAAAGCAUGCCCUGCUAAUAAGGGUUCCGCUGCCAACUUGCACUUCGACUUCACCAAGGGUGAUUCCCUCGAUCAGUGGAAGAUCAGUGGUGGUAAAGUUCCCACCGGCGCUAAUGGUGCUGAGUUCACUAUCAACAAGGAAGGAGAUGCUCCUACCCUUGUCAGCGACUUCUACUUCUUCUACGGUGAAAUGUCUAUGGAGAUGAAGACUUCUCAUGGCCAAGGAAUUGUCAGCUCUGCCUUCUUGCAAUCAGAUGACAAGGAUGAGAUUGACUGGGAAGCACUGGGUGGAAGGGCUGAUACCAUUAUGACCAACUACUUCGGAAAGGGCGAUACCUCGACCUAUGACCGUGAGACUUGGGUGCCUGUCUCCGCCCCUCAUGAUACUUUCCACACCUACACCAUCCAAUGGAGCAAGGACACUGUCAACUGGUUGAUCGAUGGUGCCAUUGUCCGCACUCUCAACUACAAGGAUGCCCAGGGUGGUGCUCGUUUCCCCCAGACUCCUAUGAACAUCCGUCUUGGUAUCUGGGCCGGUGGUGCUCCUACCAACCCCAAGGGUACCAUUGAGUGGGCUGGUGGUCUUACCGACUACUCCAAGGGCCCCUACUCCAUGUACAUCAAGAGCGUCACUGUUAAGAACGCCAACCCCGCCGAGUCUUACACUUGGUCCGACAAGUCUGGCUCCUCCGACAGCAUCAAGUUCACCGGUUCCGGCUCCGUGAGCUCGCGCAGCACCACCACUGAGGCUGCUACCAGCUCUUCUGAGGCUGCCUCUUCCACCACCAAGUCUCCUUCCACUACGACCGACAAGGAUACUUCUAGCGCUACCACUACUCUGGCUACCAAGACCUCCAGCUCCUCGUCUGCCGAGUCCACCGCCGCUUCUUCCUCCGGUGCUGCCAGUUCUUCCAGCUCUGGUGCCUCCCCCAGUGGCUCCAGCGGCUCUGGCUCUGGUUCCGGUUCCGGUUCCGGCUCUGAAUCUGGCUCUGGCUCUGGAUCUGGCUCCAGCCCCUCCUCGGGUUCUGGCUCUUCCACUAGUGCCAGCGCGAGCGCCAGCCCUAGCUUCAACGCUGCUGCUUCUGUUGUUGCCAGCUACAUGGGACCUGUGUCCCUCCUGGGUCUGGUGACUGCCAUGCUGCAGCUUUAA
Messenger RNA from Penicillium griseofulvum, 1242 nucleotides. RefSeq names its product glycoside hydrolase family 16 protein. Gene Ontology annotation, molecular function: glycosyltransferase activity; hydrolase activity, hydrolyzing O-glycosyl compounds. The record is from RefSeq and is a predicted model, not a curated record. The transcript is spliced from 2 exons. The coding region runs from base 1 to 1242 and encodes 413 amino acids. NCBI's taxonomy places the organism in Eukaryota, Fungi, Ascomycota, Eurotiomycetes, Eurotiales, Aspergillaceae. Gene Ontology annotation, biological process: carbohydrate metabolic process; fungal-type cell wall organization. Gene Ontology annotation, cellular component: fungal-type cell wall.